Molecule: messenger RNA, 658 nt
Organism: Prorocentrum cordatum
Lineage: Eukaryota; Dinophyceae; Prorocentrales; Prorocentraceae
Source: the annotation of a GenBank genome assembly
GCCAGCCUACGAGCCCGUCUCGCUGGCAGGCGUGAGCAACAUCGGAUUGCCGUCUGUGCCUCCCGUCGGAGUCGAUGCUGGUGUCCAGGGCACGAUGGCAUCGGCUUCCAGGAGUGCCGAGGCCAUGUGCACCCUGGAUGAGCCCGUGACGGAGACGAUCAUGCGAGACCUGAGGUCGAUCGGGAUGAAGCUGAAGUACGUGAUGCUGCCGCGCUCCCGUUCCGAUAAGGGCGCCGGCCUCAAGCAGUGGGACCUGUGGGGCCCCCUCAUACUGUGCCUGGCGCUGGGCAUCCUGCUGUCCUGGCAGGAGCAGAAGGACCAGGGUGGCCUGGCGUUCGCGCUCGUCUUCAUCAUCGUGUGGGUGGGCUCUGGUGUUGUCACGCUGAACGCCCUCUUGCUCCGAGGGCAGAUCUCCUUCUUCCAGUCGGUGUGCGUCCUGGGAUACUGCAUCUUCCCGCUGGUCAUCGCGGCAUUCCUGUCCUUCCUGCUGAAGGUCAUUUGGCUGAAGGUGAUCUUCGUCUGCGUGGGAUUCACGUGGUCCACAGGGGCGUCGGUGGGCUUCAUGUCCGAGCUGGUCCCCGAGGACAGGAAGGCACUCGGCGUGUAUCCGGUGUGGCUCUUCUACGUGUCCAUAGCCUGGAUGAUCCUCAUCGCCUGA